This is a messenger RNA of Letharia columbiana, 555 nucleotides long. RefSeq lists its product as uncharacterized. The coding region runs from base 1 to 555 and encodes 184 amino acids. The record is from RefSeq and is a predicted model, not a curated record. The transcript has 3 exons. Lineage: Eukaryota; Fungi; Ascomycota; Lecanoromycetes; Lecanorales; Parmeliaceae.
AUGGCUUUCCACCCGGAUGGAGUGUUUGCAUGGAUCAGUGCUAUUGAUGUUCCAAAUGUGAAGGCGCCUGAAACAUGGAAGUUUCAGCUCAUGACAUCCUGGCGCAAGUCUGAUGAUGACGAAAAGAUUGAGACUGCAGAUGUUGGGUUGGCUGAUGUCAAGAUGAGAACCAAAGACUUCGCAGAUCCAUUCCGUAGCGCUAAUGCUUGGAUACCCAAGGGUACCCCUGUAUACACCAACAGAGUGACAUACUGGCAGCCCGUCCCUUGGGACAAUCUUGGUGGAAUGAUGUCUUUAGCAGGCGAUGCUGCUCAUCUAAUGACCUUUCGUCUCACCCAUGCGAUUGCAGACGUGGCAAAAUAUGUCGCUGCCCUUCGAACCAUGAAACUCGAUCAAGAAAAGCUGAAAGAUGCCAUUUGUGAUUAUGAGAACGAGAUAAUCGCGAGGGGAGGAGAAGAGGUCGGAUUGUCAACGAUGAACACUGAGAUGGUUCAUCAAUGGGACAAGCUCAUGCAGUCUCCACUUUUCCAGAAGGGAGCCAAGAGAAUCGCAUAA